Molecule: messenger RNA, 1570 nt
Organism: Mycena citricolor
Lineage: Eukaryota; Fungi; Basidiomycota; Agaricomycetes; Agaricales; Mycenaceae
Source: the annotation of a GenBank genome assembly
AUGGGAGCUGUUGACGCCGAUCUGUACUUCACUCUUCCCUCACACCGUCGCGCGCGCAAAAGCCUCCCUCCCGAUCCCCCUCAUCUGCAUGGCAUACAAUUACUAUCGGCAAAAUACGCCGGAUUGGGGCACAAGUCAGCUCCAGUUUGGCAGGCCGCCUGCCCCCGCCUUUCAGCCUCAGCCGAACUGUGAGUUCCGCUUGCACUCCCUUGUCUUCCCUGAACCAACGGAUCUCCGAAGGGGGUGGGAUGGACUACUACAAGGCGCAUGCGGUGAACCCCGAAACGUGCGUGCUCAUGUUUCGCACGGUCUGUGCCCUUGGAGUGACGACUGGGCCACAGAUCUAUGUAUGAUCACGCCUGGGGCCGCGUCCGAUCGCAUGCUGGCUCUGCUCUCGAGCUCGGAGUGGGCAAGCAUGAAGCCCGGCACUGGCAUCGCCGUGCUUACGGGGGGCUGGGUGAGUUGGACCAGAUGCUCCCGUCUGAUAUCGGUCACGCGGCUGCGUACGAAGCCUAUCGGACAUGGACCCAUAACAGUUCGCUGUAUGAACCUCUCAGCAGUGAGAUCGAGAGACAGAGAGAAGGUUUAGUUGGGCUAGCGGUUGCAGAGGCGUCACGCCUUCUGCAAUUUUCUAACCGUGCCUGGGACGCAUAUGCUCGCCGGGAUGCGUCUGAUGCGGCCGCAGCCACUGCAUCUAUCCUGUUCUAUCACUCUCGUGAGAGAGAAGAGGGGGACUAUCACCGCUCUCGUUCUCGGCACCGUAGUGGGUCCUUCUCGGGCUCAUAUGACCCGGACGAAGAUUCGUAUGGGAACGAUUAUCGGUACCCUCGACACAGGUCUCACUCUCACCACCGGUCGAUCUCUCGAUCGCACUCGCCGGUAAUGUCACAAGCUGGUUCCGUGACCGGCUCGAUGGGCGGUGCUCCGAUGUUGGGCGGCCAUUUGACGGCUGCCUCCAUGACAGGCUCUGCCCCCAUCUCGAUUCCGCCACAAGCUGGCUCUGCAGCGUAUGGCGCAUAUGGAAAUAGCUCGCCAUACUCAACGACCGCGACGAUGCCCAUGCAAAUCCAUGGACAAAACUCGUCGUACGGUGUCCCAUAUGCGUCAAGCCAGCAGCCCUACGGCGGCCAGAUGCAGGCCGGGUCUUACGGCGGGAUGUCCUACACCCAGCCUAUGAGCCAACCCUAUGGCGGAGCCCCGGUGGUCAUCCAGACGGGUUCGAGUUCGCAUCAUCACCGGCCCCGCAGCUAUUCGACGUCCGGGUACCAAGUGGCCUAUCCUCAGACGGCUGCCCCGCAGGUCCAAUACAUGCAGCCAGGCUACGGGGGCCAGCUUCAGCCUCAAGCCAUCAUCAUUGGCUCAGGACACCGGAAGCACCGUCACCACAAGAAGAGCAAACGCUCCAAGAGUAUCGAUUAUCCGCGCUACAGCUGAUGAACGAUAAUCAAUACGCUAAUAUCUUCCAACAAUGUAAUUGUACGCAAUAUCUUGUAUGAGUCUUAGAAUCUAGUAAUCUUCUGUGUCGAUCUGAGGGCUGGCUUGAGCAAUCGCGAGACGAUCUGAUCUAAUC